Molecule: messenger RNA, 3454 nt
Organism: Rubroshorea leprosula
Lineage: Eukaryota; Viridiplantae; Streptophyta; Magnoliopsida; Malvales; Dipterocarpaceae
Source: the annotation of a GenBank genome assembly
AAUCGACAGUGAGAUCCAAGCUCAUCUUUUCUUCUCCGGCAGCGAUUGCGAUCAAUUCACGCUAGCUAUUCAAGGCAAGUUGUAUAUGUGCUGGAAUGGCCAAUAAUCCUCCAACUUCUGGUGCACAGCUGCACUGGCCUUCUGCAGGGGGAACCUUGGGUACUCAAAGUUAUACUUCUCUGUUACCUGGACAAUUUCGACCAAUGGUUCCAACACAGCCAGGUCAACAAUAUUUUCCAGUUGCUUCCCAACUGUUUCGACCUCCAAAUGUUGGGAUGCCUGCUGUCCAAAGUCAGCACCUGCAAUACUCUCAACCAUUGCAGCAGUUUCCACCAAGGCCAGGUCAACCUGGAGUUGCUACACCACCAUCACAGCCUAUAGCAGCAUCAUAUGUUCAACCAAACAGGCCUCUUACAUCUGCUGCACCACAAUCACAGCUUAAUACUCCCCCCAUGAGUGGUCACAUGGCUGCCUUAGGUGCUUCUGGGAUGCCAGUUUCUUCAUCACAUACUUUUGCUCCUUCAUUUGGCCAACCACAGAACACUGUCAGUGUACCAACCCAAUACCAGCCAGUAUCUGAAGUGCACGCACCUGUUGCACCAAUAGCAGGACAGCCUUGGCUGUCCUCUGGGAGUCAGAGUGGCCAACAACCUCCAGCCACUUCUUCCACAGAUUCAGUCGCUAAUAUUUCUAGCCUAACUCAGCAGUCUUCCUCUGAUUGGCAAGAGCAUACAUCUGCUGAUGGAAGAAGAUACUACUACAACAAGAAGUCUAGACAGUCUAGUUGGGAAAAGCCUCCUGAACUGAUGACACCUAUUGAGAUGUCAUGGCACAUUUGGAGAAAUUUAACGACUGCUCUGUAUGCUCACUUUGAGGGCGGGCCUUCACUUUCUCAAGAUCUGGAUUAUGCACGACCUGAUGUUCAUAAUAGGGCUGAUGCAUCUACAGUUUGGAAGGAAUUUACAACUCCAGAGGGAAGAAAGUAUUAUUACAACAAGAUUACGAAACAGUCAAAGUGGACAAUUCCUGAGGAUUUGAAGUUGGCUCGUGAACAAGCUCAGAUGGUAGCUAGCCAAGGAACCCAUGUAGAAAUGGGUUUGACUUCUCCAGCCCCAGCUGCUGCUGCUAUUGCUGUCUCCUCAGCUGAAACUCAUACCACUGCCAUCGCUGCCAGCUCCAAUGUUUCAGUGGCUUCCAGCCCAGUUUCUGUUAUGCCUGUUGGUAAUCCUUCCCCUACAUUGGCACAAACUGCAGCAGCAAGUGCUUCUGGAGUUCAACCCUCUGUAUUAGGUGUGAUUCCUUCACCUGCUGCGGUUGCAGGAAGUCCAAGUGUUUCUGUUACUUCGAUAAAUGCUCGGCCAACUAUAAUGAGUGGCUUUGAAAAUACAACUUCUCAAGAUGCUGCACAUGUGGUAGAUGGAGCUUCUGUGCAGGAUAUUGAGGAAGCAAAAAAGGGAAUGGCAGUAGCUGGAAAAGUUAAUGUGAUUCCAGUAGAAGAGAAAACUCUAGACAAUGAACCUUUGGUUUAUGCCAAUAAGCUGGAGGCAAAAAAUGCUUUCAAAGCUCUUCUGGAAUCUGUAAAUGUUCAGUCCGAUUGGACCUGGGAGCAGACAAUGAAAGAGAUAAUUAAUGACAGAAGAUAUGGUGCUCUGAAGACACUUGGUGAGCGGAAGCAAGCAUUCAAUGAGUAUUUGGGUCAAAGGAAAAAACUGGAGGCUGAGGAGAGACGCAUGAGACAGAAAAAAGCUCGGGAAGAAUUCACAAAGAUGCUGGAAGAGUGCAAGGAACUUACAUCAUCCAUGAGAUGGAGCAAAGCUCAGAGUUUGUUUGAAAAUGAUGAACGGUUCAAAGCUGUUGAACGACCCAGAGACCGAGAGGAUCUUUAUGAGAGCUACAUUGUGGAACUUGAGAGGAAGGAAAAGGAAAAGGCUGCCGAGGAGCGUAGGCAGUUUGUGGCAGACUACAGGAAAUUUUUGGAAUCCUGUGAUUUUAUUAAGGUGAACAGCCAGUGGCGGAAGGUUCAAGAUCAAUUAGAGGAUGAUGAAAGAUGCUCACGUCUUGAAAAAAUUGAUCGCUUGCUUUUCUUCCAGGAUUACAUUCAUGACUUGGAGAAGGAAGAAGAGGAAAAGAAGAAGAUACAGAAGGAACAAUUGAGACGUGCUGAGCGGAAAAACCGUGAUGCAUUUUGCCAGCUAAUGGAAGAACAUGUUGCUGAUGGCACGCUAAAUGCUAAAACUUACUGGUUUGAUUAUUGUUUGAAGGUCAGGGAUUCGCCUCAAUAUCAUGCUGUUGCGUCAAAUACAUCUGGUUCGACCCCAAAAGAUUUGUUUGAGGAUGUUGCUGAACGAUUAGAAAAACAGUAUCAUGAAGACAAAACUCAUGUAAAGGAAUCAAUGAAGUCAGGCAAGAUUACAAUUAUUUCUACAUGGGCAUUUGAGGAAUUCAAGGCUGCCAUCUCAGAAGAUAUUGAUUCUCCACCAAUAUCAGAUGUCAACUUAAAGCUCAUAUAUGAAGACUUGCUUGAGAGAGCCAAGGAGAAGGAGGAGAAAGAGGCUAAAAAGCGCCAGCGUCUUGCUGAUGACUUCACAAAGCUGUUACAUACAUUUAAGGAGAUUACUACAUCUUCUAAUUGGGAGGAUUCCAAGUCACUUUUUGAAGAAAGCAAAGAAUACAGAUCAAUGGCGGAAGAGAGCUUUGGGAGAGAGAUCUUUGAGGAAUACAUUACUUACAUGAAGGAAAAGGCCAAGGAAAAAGGGCGCAAGCGUGAGGAGGAGAAGGCUAAAAAGGAGAAGGAGAGGGAAAAAGAGAGAGAAGAGAAAGAGAAACGGAAGGAGGAGAGAAAGAACAAGGAAAGAGAGCGUGAGAAAGAAAAGGAACAAACUAAGAAGGAUGAUACAGAUAGUGAAAAUGUAGAUCCAACUGACCGUCAUGGCCAUAAAGAGAAGAAAAAGGAAAAAGAUAAAGAUAGGAAACACCGCAAACGGCAUCAAAGUGCUGCUGAGGACGGGAGUUCUGACAAGGAUGAUAAAGAGGAACCUAAGAAGUCCCGUAGACAUAGCAGUAGCAGUGACCGUAAAAAAUCAAGAAAGCAUGCAUAUUCACCUGAUUCAGACAGUGGAAGCAGGCAUAAGAAGAACAAGAGAGAGCAUCGGGAUGGUUCUCGCAGAAACAGUGGUUAUAAUGAUUUAGAAGAUGGGGAAGUUAAUGAGGAUGGUGAAAUCCACUAAUUUGGUAUUAUCCUAGCCUUUUUUAAGAUCGUUAACACUUGUGCAUAGAUGAUCAUGAUAUUCAGGCCUUUUCUUAUCUACAGCUUAUGAAAUUAAUUUGCUUCAAUGUACUUUCAACUCUUCUGAAUUCACUGAAAAAAGAGGGAAAAUUUUUUUUUCUGAUUUUGACGUCUUGCAGGCUGAAUCCCAGAACAAAAGAGUCAGUAAAAUAAAAUUAGUUUUUUUUU